AUCUUGGUCUAUGCCCCAACUCUCAAGUUAAAACCUCGUCCAACAACGUUUGUGUUUUUGGUUUUUGUUUUUUUUUUUUUGGUUUUUUAUUUUUUGUGUAUUUCGGACUGUCAUUUCUAGUAAUCGGUAAGCAAAAAAUGGAGCGCUUUGUUUCAUGCAGCGGUGGAUCAUCAUCGUCCAUCUCUAGAUUCCUCAGCCACGCCGUUUUUCUGCCAUUCUUGCUUUCUCUUCUGUGCUUUAGCUCUACAGAUGCUUAUGAUCCACUAGAUCCAAACGGAAAUAUUACGAUCAAAUGGGAUGUUAUAAGCUGGACACCAGAUGGAUAUCUUGCUAUGGUCUCGAUAAACAACUUCCAGAGGUAUCGUCAUAUCCAAGCACCCGGAUGGAGAUUGGGUUGGACAUGGGCAAAGAAAGAAAUAAUAUGGGACAUGGUUGGAGGUCAAGCCACCGAGCAAGGAGAUUGUUCGAAAUUCAAAAUGAAUAUCCCUCAUUGUUGUAAGAAGGACCCGACAAUUGUGGAUUUGAUGCCCGGUACUCCUUACAACAAGCAGGUUGCAAAUUGCUGCAGAGGCGGAGUACUUAACUCGUGGGUCCAAGAUACAGAAACUUCUGUGAGCGCGUUCCAAAUUAGCGUUGGUCAAGCUGGGACGACUAACAAAACUGUCAGGUUGCCGAAAAACUUCACCCUGAAAGCUCCGGGACCGGGAUAUACGUGCGGGCCCGCUAAAACCGUGACUCCAACCAAAUUUGUUACACCAGACAAAAGAAGAACUACUCAAGCUAUGAUGACAUGGAAAGUCAUUUGCACUUAUUCGCAAUUCCUGGCUCAAAAGACGCCAACAUGUUGCGUCUCCCUGUCGUCCUUCUAUAACGAUACGAUUAUCAACUGCCCGACUUGCACUUGUGGCUGUCAAAACAACAUAAAUCAACCAGGGACUUGCAUAAGACCGGGCUCGAGUAAUGUACCCACAGCGCUUUCGACUUCAAGUUCAGGAAGGAACGACUUAACACCUUUGGUCCAGUGUACUAACCAUAUGUGUCCCAUCCGAAUCCAUUGGCAUGUUAAGAUUAACUAUAAGGCAUACUGGAGGGUGAAGGUCACGAUUACAAAUUUCAACUACAGAAUGAACUAUUCGCAGUGGAACCUUGUAGUCCAGCACCCGAACUUUGACAAUCUCACGCAGAUUUUCAGCUUUAACUACCAGCCAAUAACGCCAUACGAAUCCAUAAAUGACACCGCGAUGCUAUGGGGAAUCAAGUUUUACAACGAUCUACUGAUGCAAGCCGGGCCUCUGGGUAAUGUGCAAACGGAGAUGCUAUUCCAGAAGGAUAAAUCGAAAUUCACGUUUGACAAAGGGUGGGCUUUUCCACGGAGGAUUUACUUCAACGGGGACAACUGCGUUAUGCCACAACCGGAUUCAUACCCGUACCUGCCAAAUGCUAGUCCCCGAACAGCUGUAUUAUAUCUUCUUCAUCCUAUAAUCGCAAUCGUAAUAGCAUCUCUGGUUCUAUUAUUCACCGGUGCUUAGUAAAAUCAGACAGAAGAAGAACACCGAUGGAAUUAACUAGCCCGGUUUUUGUUAUCUCAGCAAAGCUAAUCAUAUCCCACUGCUGCAGUUUGAGCAAAAUGGCUUUAAGGUGUCUUAGAACAUCAAAUUAGGCGUUGGAAUAUAUUUUGUUAUGAUUGUGUAGAUGAAAUGUGUGGAGACUGUUGCUCUGUAGUGGUAUAAUUUUGUACAUUCUGAGCAUUGUUGUUCAAACACUCUUCUGAGUGAACAUAAGUCCAUCAUUGUGAUGAUCUUCCUCAAUACCCCUGCCUCAAAUCAUUUCAUUAUCUAAGCAAUUUUUACAAGUAGAAA
Molecule: messenger RNA, 1859 nt
Organism: Ipomoea triloba (trilobed morning glory)
Lineage: Eukaryota; Viridiplantae; Streptophyta; Magnoliopsida; Solanales; Convolvulaceae
Product: protein COBRA-like
Exons: 6
Coding region: 138-1529 (463 amino acids)
Biological process (GO): plant-type cell wall cellulose biosynthetic process; cellulose microfibril organization
Cellular component (GO): plasma membrane
Source: RefSeq, a predicted model, not a curated record